Myotis brandtii (Brandt's bat) is the source of this 2148-nucleotide messenger RNA. RefSeq names its product pyruvate dehydrogenase (lipoamide) alpha 1 (gene PDHA1). The coding region runs from base 111 to 1283 and encodes 390 amino acids. The record is from RefSeq and is a predicted model, not a curated record. Gene Ontology annotation, biological process: pyruvate decarboxylation to acetyl-CoA. Gene Ontology annotation, molecular function: pyruvate dehydrogenase (acetyl-transferring) activity. NCBI's taxonomy places the organism in Eukaryota, Metazoa, Chordata, Mammalia, Chiroptera, Vespertilionidae. Gene Ontology annotation, cellular component: intracellular membrane-bounded organelle. The transcript has 11 exons.
UACUCCGCGCUGCGGCUAAGGCGUGGCUUCCGCUCCGGGCGCCUGAAGGAGACUAGGAGACACCUGGGUCGCUCUGCUUGCGUCGCUGGCCCUGCCACUACCCUCAGUCCAUGAGGAAGAUGCUCGCCGCCGUCUCCCGCGUGCUGUCGGGCGCUGCCCAGAAGCCGGCAAGCAGAGUGCUGGUGGCAUCCCGUAAUUUUGCAAAUGAUGCUACAUUUGAAAUUAAGAAGUGUGACCUUCACAAGCUGGAAGAAGGCCCUCCUGUCACCACGGUGCUCACCAGGGAGGAUGGGCUCAGAUACUACAGGAUGAUGCAGACUGUCCGCCGAAUGGAGUUAAAGGCAGAUCAGCUGUAUAAACAGAAAAUUAUUCGUGGUUUCUGUCACUUGUGUGAUGGUCAGGAAGCUUGUUGUGUGGGCAUGGAAGCUGGCAUAAAUCCCACAGACCAUCUGAUCACAGCCUAUCGGGCUCAUGGCUUUACCUUUACUCGUGGGCUUUCUGUACGAGAAAUUCUCGCAGAGCUUACAGGACGAAGAGGAGGCUGUGCUAAAGGAAAAGGAGGAUCAAUGCAUAUGUAUGCCAAGAAUUUCUACGGGGGCAAUGGCAUCGUUGGAGCUCAGGUGCCCCUGGGAGCUGGGAUUGCUCUGGCCUGUAAGUAUAAUGGAAAAGAUGAGGUCUGUUUGACUUUGUAUGGCGAUGGCGCUGCUAACCAGGGUCAGAUAUUUGAAGCUUACAAUAUGGCAGCUUUGUGGAAAUUGCCUUGUAUUUUCAUCUGUGAAAAUAACCGCUAUGGGAUGGGAACGUCUGUUGAGAGAGCAGCAGCCAGCACUGAUUACUACAAGAGAGGCGACUUCAUUCCUGGGCUGAGGGUAGAUGGAAUGGAUGUCCUAUGUGUCCGGGAGGCAACAAAGUUUGCAGCUGCCCAUUGUAGGGCUGGAAAGGGGCCUAUACUAAUGGAGCUGCAGACUUACCGUUACCAUGGACACAGCAUGAGUGAUCCUGGAGUCAGUUAUCGUACACGAGAGGAAAUUCAGGAAGUAAGAAGUAAGAGUGACCCUAUCAUGCUUCUCAAGGAUAGAAUGGUGAACAGCAAUCUUGCCAGUGUUGAAGAAUUAAAGGAAAUUGAUGUCGAAGUGAGGAAAGAAAUUGAGGAUGCUGCCCAGUUUGCUACAGCUGAUCCUGAACCACCUUUGGAAGAACUAGGCUAUCACAUCUACUCCAACGAGCCACCUUUUGAAGUUCGGGGUGCAAAUCAGUGGAUCAAGUUUAAGUCCAUCAGUUAAUGGGAGACUGCAUGUAAUGGAUGGUUACAUCUUCAGUGGGCUAUUUGACAGCAACUAUAAGGAACUCUUGUUGUUAUCACCCAUAGAAUGUAUGUAGAUUAAGGUAGUAAUUGCAUGCGGUUUAUACAGUAUUGCAUUAAAGGUUAUGUUAGAUUUAUAUAGGUCUAAAUAGGUAACAGACUUUGCUUUAACCUUCCUUCAGAUUAUUUCCUUAAAAAAGUCUAUUUGCUCUAGUUUGUACACUGUUUAACAGGUACUUUUUAGUUAUUGAAAGGAAAAACAAUUCUUUGUAUGCCUGUCCAAUUCUGCCACCUUAUUUUUUGGGGGUAGGGGCUCAUUCCCCCGUCUGGCCCAACCCCACAGCUAACAACAACGUACAUUAAUGCACACACACGCCUAUAAGACAACAUUUAGUUGUCUAACCAGGCAGUGGGUAGGACAGUUCCAUUUUUAAAUAGGACUACUUCACAAUCAUUUCAAAGGUCAAAUAACUUAAAGUGCAAUUAACCAGUUACUAUUAACUUAUAACCUAAAACUGAUUCCUAGCCUUUUUGUUAAACACCUAUUGUUUUAUCUUUGCAGCAAGUGCUAUAUAGGAUGUGCUGAUUUUUUUCAUUGAAGUAACUUAAAAUUAAUUUUUAAGAAUUCCAUAAUACUCUGGACAUCAAAACUGUGGCUCACAAUCACUGUUCUCAUAAUACAUACCGUUCUACUCACCUUUAAAAUGUUGAUAAACAGAGGCAUAAAACAUGAAAGCCAGUGAAAACAUUUUAUUAACUCUUUAGAACUUCAAGUUUUUAAAUUGUUUAUGGUGUUUUAUGUGUGUCUGUAUGAGAAACUUUAACAACAAAGAUGUCAGCUCCUU